Molecule: messenger RNA, 2952 nt
Organism: Microthlaspi erraticum
Lineage: Eukaryota; Viridiplantae; Streptophyta; Magnoliopsida; Brassicales; Brassicaceae
Source: the annotation of a GenBank genome assembly
AUGACAAAAUCAAGAAUAAUCGGAGUUUUAACGGCCGUGAUCUCUCCGGUUUUGGCGGCUUCCGGGUUAUCGGACGGUGGAGAUCACGGGAGGUUUAAGAGGCGUGAUCCUCUUAACAGCUUUAGGUAUUACAAUGGAGGUUUCGACGUCCGAAACAAACAUUACUGGGCAGCUACGGCAUUUACCGGAAUCCACGGUUACGCCGUCGCCGGAGUGCUGAUUAUCGCCGGCGUUUGUUUCGGACUUUACGUAGCUUUCUCCGACAAAAGAAGAAGAAGACGUGUUUCUUCCACGCGCUGCCGUUAUCUUGACCGUUACUACAUUCCUCUGUUCUUACUUCUUCUCCUCUUCAUGCUUCUCUCCAUGGCAACGACAGGGAUAGUGAUAGCAGCGAAUCAGAACGCGAAGAACAGAACAGAGGAGAUGAAAGAAGCAAUAGACAAAGCUGGAGAAGAUGUUGAGAGAAACAUCCGAACAGUCAUAACGUCGUUAACGAAAAUACAGUACUUGUUGCUUCCGUACGAUCAGAAAACGACUCAUCUUCUCAAUGUCACCACUCAUCGACUCGGAAAAGGAUCUCGCCUUAUCCAAAGCUUCGUUCUUCAUAAAGGUCCUUCCAUUGAUCUCGCCAUCAAAAUCUCGUAUGUAACUCAUCUUAUGAUUGUAUCGACCAACUUGUUCGUUCUGCUUCUAGCCUUUGCUCCUCUCUUGCUUCAUUGGUAUCCUGGAUUCAUCAUGGUGAUCUUCUUGUGUUGGAUUUUAACCACUUUUUGUUGGGCUCUAACUGGAUUUGAUUUCUUCCUUUGCACCUUCGCAGAAGACGUUUGUUCAGCUAUUAAUGGCUUCGUACAAGACCCUCAAAACAACUCGCUGACUAGUCUUUUCCCUUGUAUGGAUCCUCUUCAUUCUGAUAAAACCCUAGGUGUAAUCAGCCUAAUGAUCCAUAACUUCAUCACCCAGUUAAAUUCAAAAGUAGCAGAGUCAAUGCAUUCUUCAUAUGCGCUAACUGCUCGGAGCAACACAGUCCCGUCGUCGCCGGAAUCUGGACUGAUAUGUGAUCCAUUUGUCGGACAGCAGAUUAACAGCUACACACCACAAAGCUGCUCCAAUGGCGCCAUUCCAAUCGGUGAAUUCCCAAAUAUGCUUUCGAGAUUCACAUGCCACGACAAGGAUCCACCGGAAACUUGCAGAAUCACCGGAAAGUUCAUUACCCAAGAAGCUUACCUCAAGGUCUAUGCUUACAGCAACUCAGCUCAAGGGAUGCUCGACAUCUUGCCAUCUCUUCAAAACCUAACACAAUGCCUUGCCUUAAAAGACACGUUAUCGAGCAUCGUCUCUAACCAAUGUAAACCCUUUAAGGGUUCGAUCUAUUGGCUUUGGGCAUCGAUGCUUGCUCUAUCUAUUGUCAUGAAGGUCCUGGUUUUGCUCUUCCUCGCUAAAGCUUUCCAGGAGAGAGGAAAGAGUUUUGCCUGGUUUUCGAUUAAUCCCAUUUCUUCUGGGGAAAGACGACACAGAAAAGCUAAGCUAAGUUGCGAAUCCUCUACAUACAUGUCCGGAAAUUCGGCUUCUGGUGGUCUCCGGGGGUUUUCAGGAGGUUGCAGAUACUCAUUCCUCACUUUAGUAUGGACCGUCGUUGGAUUCUUCCUUGUGGCUCAUCUCCUCUCCCUCUACAACAGAAAAGACAACAUUGAUCACCAAGAAGCUCCUUCUCAUCAUUUACAACUCCAUCAUCGCCACCAUCAUCAUCCUAUUGUUCAUGAGCUUGUGAGAGUCGAAGAAGAGAUGCUGAGAAUGCCGCCACCUAGGAAGCGUUCUCCCCGCACAAGCAAACGGAAAUCAAGAAAACCGAUCCCUCUCGUUGAGGAGUUUCUCGACGAGAAGUCUCCGAUUCGGCAUCUCUUCUUCCCCGGUAUGGAAACCGCCGCGUUUGGUCCUACAAAGGAUAUGGGAAACGAUACAUUGCAUUACUUCCCUGGGAAAAUCUGGAUGGACACUGAAGGUAAUCCGAUUCAAGCUCACGGCGGAGGGAUUCUCCACGACGAGAAGUCUAACAUUUACUAUUGGUAUGGUGAGUAUAAAGAUGGACCAACCUACCACGCUCACAAGAAAGGACCAGCUAGAGUUGAUAUUAUAGGUGUUGGUUGUUACUCUUCAAGAGACUUGUGGACGUGGAAAAACGAAGGGAUUGUGCUUAGAGCUGAAGAAACAAACAAGACUCAUGAUCUGCAUAAAUCAAAUGUUCUUGAGCGACCAAAAGUGAUCUACAACGAAAAGACGGAAAAGUAUGUCAUGUGGAUGCAUAUCGACGAUGCAAACUACACGAAAGCUUCGGUUGGUGUAGCCAUCAGCGAUAACCCGACCGGUCCGUUCGAGUAUCUAUACAGUAAACGUCCACACGGGUUCGAUAGUCGGGACAUGACUGUCUUCAAAGACGACGACGGUGUUGCGUACCUGAUUUACUCGUCUGAAGUCAACAGCGUGCUUCAUAUCGGACCCUUAACCGAAGAUUACCUCGACGUGACGCCGGUUAUGAAGAGAGUCAUGGUUGGACAGCACAGGGAAGCUCCAGCGAUCUUCAAGCAUGAGGAUACUUAUUACAUGGUCACUUCUUGGUGCACCGGUUGGGCUCCAAAUGAAGCAUUGGCUCAUGCGGCUGAGUCGGUGAUGGGUCCAUGGGAGAAGCUGGGGAAUCCGUGUAUCGGGGGUAACAAGGUUUUCCGGUUAACGACGUUCUUUGCUCAGAGCACUUAUGUGAUUCCUUUACCGGGCGUUCCCGGCGCGUUUAUCUUCAUGGCGGAUCGGUGGAAUCCGGCGGAUUUGCGGGAUUCGAGAUACGUGUGGCUACCGUUAGUUAUAGGAGGACCAGCUGAUCAGCCAUUAGAGUCCAACUUCGGGUUUCCGAUGUGGUCGAGAGUGUCUAUAUACUGGCACAGUAAAUGGCAUCUACCUUAA